GCCUCCUAUAGCUGCUGCCAGGCCCCUAAUCUGCCAAUGGGCCCCCUAUACCGCCUCCUCAUGCUGCUGCCAGGCCCCUAAUCUGCCAUGGGCCCCAUACCGCCUCCUCAUAGCUUGCUGCCAGGUCCAGAGUCUCUCAUGGGUCCCCUGUACGGCCUCCCCAUUGCUGCUGUCUCCAUCGCCACACUCUGCCAUGUGCCACUUUCAGGUCUCCUCACACUGCUGGUGGUUUCCAUUUUUGUCAUAGGGUGCUGUAUGGCCUCCCAUUGCUGCUGCCGCUCCACCGCCACACUGUGGCUCCACACUCUGGUUUUGGCCCCGUGACUGCCCAAAUGAGUGAAGUGUCCGUGGAGUGUGGCGGUGAUUCUAAGAUCGACGGCACUCAUCUGCAUGUCCAUAGACUGACUGUCAGUAUUAUUUUCUCUUCUCCAACAGACUCCAAGGGCAUUUAAAUUAAAGGUACAGUGUUCUGCACUAAUAUAA
Staurois parvus is the source of this 483-nucleotide messenger RNA. The record is from the annotation of a GenBank genome assembly. Lineage: Eukaryota; Metazoa; Chordata; Amphibia; Anura; Ranidae.